AAGGGGUGGGUCCUGUGACGUCAGCGAGUCGGAGCUGCGGGAGAGAAGCCUGGGGCCGGGGGCACCGAGCGGGGAGAGCCCGGCCCCGAGAGCAGAGCCGCGAGAGUAGACCGGGCGGGAACCGGCCGAGAGCCGGAGCCCCUCAGACACCUGCUCUACCGCCCUGCGGAUCGGCGCUCACGGAGUGGCCCGCAGGCCCCCGCCCGGGCCCAGUCCCUCCCCGGGCCCCCCCAUGGCCCGGGUCGCAGCCCUCCCGCCGUCGAGAUCGUCGCCGACGCUGCAGUUCCUGCCGCUGCUGCUGCUUCUGCUCCGGGAAACCGGAGCCCAGGAUGUCCAAGUUCGAGUGCCACCCGAGGUGCGGGGCUACCUGGGCGGCACCGUGCAGCUGCCGUGCCACCUGCUGCCUCCGGGACCGGAAGUCCGAGUGUCACAGGUGACCUGGCUGCAUGUAGACGCGGCCGGGGUCAGUAAGAGUGUGGCCGCCUUCCACCCCUCCUAUGGCCCCAGCUUCCGCAGCCCAAAACCUGGUGAAGAGCGGCUGUCCUUUGUCACUGCUGGGCAGAGUGCAGGGACCAGGCAGGGCACCGAGAUGGAUCUGCGGGACGCCACGCUGGCCCUCCGGGGACUGACAGUGGACGACGAGGGCAACUACACCUGCGAGUUUGCCACCUUCCCCAGUGGCACCAGUCGCGGGGUGACCUGGCUCAAAGCCAUAGCACAGCCCCAGAACCACGCCGAAACGCAGGAGGUCACGCUCAGCCUGGAUCCUGUACCCGUGGCCCGCUGUGUCUCUGAGGGUGGCCGCCCACCCGCUCGAAUCUCCUGGUUCUCACCCCUGGAUGGGGAGACCAAAGAGACCCAGAUGUCGGGGCCCGUGCCCGGCACAGUCACCGUCACCAGCCGGUUCACCUUGGUGCCCUUGAGCCGAGCAGACGGUGUCAAGGUCACCUGCAAAGUAGAGCAUGAGAGCUUCGAGGAGCCGAUCCUGCUGCCUGUGACCCUCUCCGUGCGCUAUCCCCCUGAGGUCUCCAUCUCCGGCUACGAUGACAACUGGUACCUAGGCCGCAGCGAGGCCACCCUGAGCUGUGACGUCCGCAGCAAACCGGAGCCCACAGGCUAUGACUGGAGCACGACAGCAGGCGUCUUCCCAGCCUCAGCAGUAGCCCAGGGCCCCCAGCUGAUCAUCCACUCAGUGGACAGACUGGUCAACACCACAUUCAUCUGCACAGUCACCAACGCCGUGGGCACGGGUCGUGCUGAACAGGUGGUCCUCGUGCGAGAGACCCCCAACACAGCAGGCGCAGGGGCCACGGGUGGCAUCAUUGGGGGCAUCAUCGCUGCCAUCAUUGCUACCGCUGUGGUCGCCACAGGCAUCCUCAUCUGUCGGCAGCAGCGGAAAGAGCAGAGGCUACAGGGGGCAGAGGAGGAGGAUGAUCUGGAGGGGCCUCCCUCAUACAAGCCACCAACCCCCAAGGCGAAGCUGGAGGAGCCUGAGAUGCCCUCCCAGCUUUUCACUCUUGGGGCCUCAGAGCACAGCCCACUCAAGACCCCCUACUUUGAUGCUGGCGUCUCAUGUGCGGAGCAGGAUAUGCCGCGAUACCAUGAGCUGCCCACCUUGGAAGAACGAUCAGGGCCCCUGCUCCUUGGGGCCACGGGCCUGGGUUCCCCCAUCCUGGUGCCUCCUGGGCCACCUGUCGUGGAGGGGGUUUCCCUGGACUUAGAGGAAGAUGAGGAGGAGGAGGAGGAAGACUAUCUAGAUAAGAUCAACCCCAUCUAUGAUGCCCUGUCCUACUCCAGCCCCUCUGAUUCCUACCAGAGCAAAGGCUUUGUCAUGUCCCGGGCCAUGUAUGUGUGAGCUGCCAUGGCCCUGGCCUCUCACCUCUCACUUUUGAGCCCUUCACUUUCUGGGAUCUAGAUCAGGGAUCUAGUGCCCCCUGACCUCUGGCCAGGCCAUGGCCCGUUAACACACAAAAAUACAUCUCAUCUGUGACUUCUGCCUUGGUGGCUCCACUAUGACCUCUAACCCAAGAUCUCUGACCCAGAGAAACUGGCCAUGCAGAAACCUGGUAACCUUAUCUCACAUGGGGACAGGCGAAUAUGUUUCUGCACAACCUCUGACCCAAGGUCUCCUAAGACUGUGACCUUAGAUCAUACCUCUCAUGUCCCAUCAUCUCCGAACUCCCCCCAAAUCCCAAAGAAAACCCCAGACCUCCGAGUUGUCCUCAGGCAGUAAAAUCCCAAUAAUUCUGCGGGGUAGAUGUUGGGGGUACCCUGCUGCUCAGACCUGAGCCCUCCAGGCAGCAGAGCCCCACUCACCCCCUCCCUACCCUGUCUGUUCCCCAAAGACAAGAGGGAAGGGAUUCCCCAACCCAAGGCAGAGCUUCCCCACCUCCUCCCUCCUGCAGGCAGGAGUCUCAGGGUCCAGACCCUUCCCUGAGCCCCCACUACCCCAAUUCCUGUCUACAGGGAAUUAAGCCUCAUCCCAGGACUAGAUGGGUUAAGCUUCAUGCGGUGUGCCUUGCCGGCCCCAGCCUUGGAAGAAGUUGCUGUUACUUUGAAGACUACUGAGUCCUUUUACUCCUGCCCAGUGGGAUGGGACCCAAACAUCUCCCAGGAGGGAGAUUGGCCGGGGCGGGGGCGGGGUGGAUGCUGGGGAUAUAAUACUGUUUUUGUAAUAUAGCAUUUCCUACAAAAUCUGAGUUUAUACUUUGA
This is a messenger RNA of Mustela lutreola (European mink), 2712 nucleotides long. It is a transcript of the gene NECTIN2, whose product is annotated as nectin cell adhesion molecule 2. The transcript is spliced from 9 exons. Gene Ontology annotation, biological process: susceptibility to natural killer cell mediated cytotoxicity; positive regulation of T cell receptor signaling pathway; positive regulation of immunoglobulin mediated immune response. Gene Ontology annotation, cellular component: apical junction complex; focal adhesion; plasma membrane. Gene Ontology annotation, molecular function: cell adhesion molecule binding. NCBI's taxonomy places the organism in Eukaryota, Metazoa, Chordata, Mammalia, Carnivora, Mustelidae. The record is from RefSeq and is a predicted model, not a curated record. The coding region runs from base 233 to 1855 and encodes 540 amino acids.